Diutina rugosa is the source of this 2169-nucleotide messenger RNA. RefSeq lists its product as uncharacterized. Bases 1 to 2169 code for a protein of 722 amino acids. The record is from RefSeq and is a predicted model, not a curated record. NCBI's taxonomy places the organism in Eukaryota, Fungi, Ascomycota, Pichiomycetes, Serinales, Debaryomycetaceae. The transcript has a single exon.
AUGGCUCGUGAUACGAUCGGCCUGCGGGCAAAGGGACAGACGUCGUUGUUUAAGAAACGGCGGAAAGCCCAGGAUACCCAGCUGAAGCUAUUCUCCGCAUCUCAGGAGCUGGAAACCCCGCCGCAGAAACAACAAUCCCCGAGAUCAACUCAGCCAAUUCACCAGAGUUUACUUCAACCAACACCGAAGCUAUCUCCCGAUAGCGAUAUCAACCUGCUGGACUUGUUCCGGCCUCAUUCGGCUCCGUUGGACACCCCAUCAAAGGCGACCAACGUAAAGCCGCCACGAGUGGUUACACUGUUCGAGGAUAUCACACCAAAGAAAACUACUGCCACUAAGGAUGACCGAGCCGAGUCGGAGCCGGCUGUAACAAAUGAUAUUGAUGAGUCAUUCAAUGAAGAACCAUUGCCUAAAGCGAAGCCCACCAUCAGUUUGAAAUCGAUCGCUCAGCAGAGAGCGAAAGCAACCAAACGACGGACAUUGAGGGUGACAUCAUCGCUGACCAGUACAGCUAAUGACCGAGCAUUUAUUGAGAGGCUAUCACACUCAUCAAACAAUCCCUCUGUCGAGGAAAAUAUGCGAUUACUUGAUAUCGCUACUGACACCCUGAGGCUGAUAUCUAAUUCCCUACGAACUAGAGCCCUUUCGCUUGCACAGACUCGAGAGGAACUUAACGAUAGCUAUGUGCUCAAGUUGAUUGGCGUGGUACGAUCUGAACGUGAUUUACCGGGGCUGGACCCUAGUUCACCGUUCAUCCCAUAUGAAGUACAAAUCACCUGUUUAGAGUGGUUGCUUGACAAUCUUAACGUGUUUCCCAACAAUGGCAUUCCCGCACUCACACGGUGUAUCCCGAUCUUAUUUCAAUUGAUGAAUUUUGAAUACCCCCGUCACCUCAUCGCAGAGCUCAUCGUUGUUGCUCUUGUAGGGGGGAAAUCAUACCAAAAAUGGUACUAUACGUUUUUCCGUCGCCAAUUUGAGGCUCAUGCUGAGGAUUUCUACAUUGGCGCCGUGUUCAACAUCGUGAGAGGCUUAGCUGAAGAAACCCCACCGGGGUUACCCUACCCGUCUCCAAAGAUAACCUGGCGGGCUACCACCAUCCAAUUAGAUCAAGUUUACGAGGAGAUUGACGAUAUCCACGCUCGUGGGCGAAAAGGUGCCCUGGCGGGUCUCAAUGGCACCGACUUAAUUUCUCGAUGGUUCACUGCUGAUGCCGAUGCGGUAGUACAUCGGCUUAUGGACCCCGCGUCCUACACUGAUGCCACCCCGGCGUACGUUGCGUUGAAGCUUGCGCUGAGUCCCUCAUUCGUCAAUGUGUUUGACUACAUCGUGUCGCUUCAUUUGGCUAAUCCCGCCACCAAACCAGCGACACUCUGUAUGAUUGAGUACGUGAUUCGGGCUAGUGGCAUCUCUCCGAGUAAGCCUAUCGUCAAAGCCAUCACUACCAAUCGGCACUGGAGCAUGUUUACGAUUUUGAGUGAAACUGAUGUGGUUAGUGUGAAUUGCGAUCAGCAGCCGCAACGGUACGCUGCCGCUCUUAUGCGGUGGCUCGUGGUCAACGGCGACAACGCUACGGUGGCGACGCGGCUUGUGGAAGUGUGCCAGCACGACGGAGAGGCGGAACUUACGAUGAUGCGGCUUAUAUCCGGAGUGUCCAGUCCCCAGAUUGCCCUGCACUUGACACUUCCAAAACUUGCGUGCUACUUAGUCAGCACCGACCCGUUGGUAGUGUCGCUGGUGUGCCACUUUCUCCAGCAGUUUAAAAGAGACCCUAAUCAACGAGGCCAUGUGGAGACGGCGGUUAAAUGGCUCUGGCGUAACCAGUCUAACUCGAUUUCCUUUUUGAGCAGUAAGCUCCUCGAUCAGCUCGAUAAGCUCCACGUCUUCGACGAGGUCGAGGGACUCACCCCGACGACGAUGGGCCACUUCUACUUCCACCCGGGGUUUCUGCUGCUUAUUUCCAGUGCGUUUCUGGCGUCGACGCAGGGUCCUUCGACGGUGCCCGAGGCAUUAACGGCGCCGCAAUCCUGCGGGUGUGAGCGAAGCGACCAGCUUUGCGCCCACUGGCUUGCCGGCAUCGACAAGGAAGGGUUUCACGGCAUCGCGGGCUUUUUGUUCAGCCUGCUGAAACUGCUCAAUCGAGAAGAGCGGGCGGCGUAUGCCAAGACUUGA